Molecule: messenger RNA, 3661 nt
Organism: Syngnathus typhle (broad-nosed pipefish)
Lineage: Eukaryota; Metazoa; Chordata; Actinopteri; Syngnathiformes; Syngnathidae
Gene: adam19a
Product: ADAM metallopeptidase domain 19a
Exons: 23
Coding region: 84-2834 (916 amino acids)
Biological process (GO): proteolysis
Molecular function (GO): metalloendopeptidase activity
Source: RefSeq, a predicted model, not a curated record
CGCCGAAGCAGGCAGAGUUGAGCAGCCGGGCGAGGACGAGGGAGGACGGGGCGGCCGCGGCGGCACCACGGAGGCUCACAGGGAUGUACAGUAAACACAGACAGAAAAAUGGCCACAUAUCGCCGGCGGCGUGCGCGUCUUUGCUCUUCUUUCUCGCUUUGUUCUCGCUCCACGGCGCCCCGGGAAGAACCAGCGGGUUACAGAGAGGACGGACAGUGACGGCAAGAUGGCUCUCCCAAGGUCGAAACAAGAGGGAGGCCCACAUCUCAGCUCAGGACGAACGGCCAAUUCGAGGAGAAAUUGUGCUUUCCUCCGAUGACCUCCAACUGGUGCUACAAGUGGAACAUAACCGUGAGCUUUUGGGUCCAGAUUUCAGCGAGACCUAUUACACCGACGACGGGCAGCCGGUGACCGUGACCGGCGGGAAUUUCACCGAUCAUUGCUUCUAUCACGGAAAUGUCAGAGGUCAUCCGGAUUCCUGGGUGGCCCUCAGCGCGUGCUCAGGUGUCAGGGGAUUGAUCUCGUUAAAUGUGAACAACAGCUUCUACCUGGAGCCACAGGGGGGCGCCGAUCCCCCCCUCCGCCAUUCCUUGCUGCCCGCCCAACAACUGGAAUUGGAAGGCGGCGAUUGCGGUCACGGCCGUCACCACGCGGCGUUCGACCACGUGUCCGACUUCCUCCGACCGCAUCGUUUAAGGGUGAAAAGAAACACGUGGGGCACCACCAAGUACAUGGAGCUCUACAUUGUGGCUGACAACACGCUGUUUAAACGACAGAAUCGAGACUACGAGAAAAUCAAGACGAGGAUCAUGGAAAUCGCCAACUACGUGGACAAGUUCUACAGGGCUCUGAACAUCCGCGUGCCUCUUAUCGGUCUGGAGGUGUGGACCGAGCGGGACCAGUGCAUCGUCACCGAGGAGCCCAACGCUACCCUCUGGUCCUUCCUCCAGUGGCGACAGAAGCUCAAGUCCCGCAAGAAGCACGACAACGCACAACUGCUCACCGGCGUGAUCUUCAAGGGGACGACUAUCGGGAUGGCGCCGCUGGAGGGCAUGUGCAGUCUGGAGAACUCCGGAGGGAUCAAUGUGGACCACUCGGAGCUGUCCAUCGGCGCGGCGGCCACCAUGGCCCACGAGAUCGGCCACAACUUUGGGAUGAGUCACGACCACGACGGCUGCUGCGUGGAGGCCACGGCCGAGCAGGGGGGUUGCGUCAUGGCGGCCGCCACCGGGCAUCCCUUUCCCAAAGUGUUCAGCCAGUGCAGCAAGCGCGACCUGGACAGCUACUUCCAGAAGGGCGGCGGCAUGUGUCUCUUCGACAUGCCCAACAUGAAGGACCUGGUGGGCGGGAAAAGGUGCGGCAACGGCUUCGUGGAGGACGGCGAGGAAUGCGACUGCGGCCAAGCCGACGAAUGCACCAAUGACUGUUGCAAUGCCAAUAAUUGCACGCUGAAAGAAGGGGCUCAGUGUGCCCAUGGAGUGUGUUGCCAAGCUUGUAAGCUGAAGCAAGCGGGCACCAUGUGCCGGGGCCCGGCUGGGGCCUGCGAUCUGCCCGAGUACUGCACGGGCGCGGCGCCCUACUGCCCCACCAACGUCUACCUACUGGACGGAUCCUCGUGCCAGGCGGGACGGGCCUACUGCUACAACGGCAUGUGUCUGACCCAUCAGCAGCAGUGCUUGCAGUUGUGGGGCGCCGGUGCCCGUCCGGCGCACGACGCCUGUUUCGAAGACGUCAACGCCGCGGGGAACGCUUUCGGGAACUGCGGGAAAGACGAGCGCGGCAACUACGUCAAGUGCGCAAAAAGUGACGCCAAAUGCGGCAAGAUCCAGUGCCACAGCGCCGCCAAGAAGCCCAAAGGCACCAACGCCGUGUCCAUCGACACCACCAUCAAAACGGGCGGCAUCGAGGUCAAGUGCCGCGGCACCUACGUCUACAGCACCCAGGACGGCCAGGGCGACCUUCCCGACCCCGGCUUGGUCGCGACGGGCACAAAAUGCGGCGAGGGGAAGGUGUGCCGGGAGCGCCGGUGUCAAAACGCAUCCUUUAGCGAGUUGGAGACGUGCAUCUCUCGCUGCCAUGGCAACGGGGUGUGCAACAGCAACGGCAACUGCCACUGCCAUCGAGGUUGGGCGCCCCCAUUCUGCGACAAGCCGGGCCUUGGAGGCAGCGUGGACAGCGGGCCCGUGCAGUACGACAGUCAGGUGGGCUUGGUGGUGGGCCUUCUAUUUGCCUUCCUGGUGCUCCUGCCCGGCGUGCUGCUGCUCUUCUACUGCUACCGCAUCAAGACCUCCUACUUGCACAAGUGGCUGGCGCGGAGAGACAAGAACAAGAGCAACAAAAUGGAAACAGACAAAGCCAAGAAGAACAGCCACCUGAAUCCUGCCUUUCACCUCAAAGUUGUCGGACCCAUCAACAAAGCCAGCAGCCACAAGGGGCUUUCCGCCACCAGCAAAGAGGUUCUUCCUCUCCGACCAGAAUCGGCGGCAGUUGGUACCCAGCCGGUUAACAUCGUGCGCCCGCUGCGGCCCGCUCCGUUGACUCGGGAUGUCAGGGGGCACCGCCCCCCCGUCCCGUCGGCGCCCCGGCAAUCCCCGCAGCGACUGAGCCCACCUAAGAAGCCCCUGCCCCUCAACCCCACGCGAUCGCCACUGCCCAGACCGUCACCAUUGCCCCCCCAGAGGCCCCUCCCCCUCAGUCCCGCCAGAGGAGGCUCGCCAGUGAGGGUGCUGACCUCCAAACCGUCGCCGAGCCUGCUGGUCAUGAUGCCCCCAGCGGUAGGACUCAAAACUGCAAGCAGACCGCCAGGGGUCCACCCUCACAGGGCUCUCAGGUGAGUUUGCGCAGAGCGGUCCCAGGUGCCAAACAGAGCUCGGCGUCACCCCCAUCGUGAAGCCGGCCUUCCUCUUCUGCCUCAAAGCCUCUUUUUUUUUGCACUAAAGUAACGUCGCUACGUCGGUCGACCACCUCGUGGUCGCGGCGCACGGCGGCGGGAGGACGGCGUUUAGACGAAAGCGACGAGUCGCCGCGCUGGAAUCUAUGGCCACAUUUGACGCAGUUUUGCACGGACCAAGACGUGUCAUUUCUGCCAAAAUGGCUUCUUUUAAUGAUAUUUUAAAAUGUUCUUUGUGUACGAAAAACUGCGGUUUACAAUUUGUCUCGGAUUUGCGUUCUGUGCCAAAGAGGUUUCGCCACGCUUGGGGAGGGGGGGUGUCCAGAAUCGCUUGAAAAUCAUGGUCCACUCCGCAACGGAAAGCCGCUUGAGCAUUUUAGGAAGUUAAAGCACGCAUUGGUACACGAACCUUAAGCUGGAUAGCAACGAUACGGAAGAAACGCUCAAACGCAUCAGGAACGUCCGAUUCCUGCCGCACACCGACCAAUCAAAAAACAUACCCUUGUGAAGCAAGGACAUUUUAAAUAUUGUUUUGGAACUUUGGGAUGGUCGCUGUUGCUCGGUGUGCGGCUGGUCCCUAGUACGUCAAUCUGGAGACCCACAAAAAAAUGAAAAGCUGCCUCGGCUGCUUCUUUUACUGUUUACAUUUUGACCGAGUACUUGAUGGAACACCCCCGCCACUUCCGUUACUCCGCAUCAUCGCAUCAAUGUGAAUGUCUUUUGCUUUUUGUCACCACUUUUGAAAAGGUACAUAAAAUAUUUUUUACUAAA